ACUCCCGAUGUUGUCAUCCGUCGAGAGGCUGGGAUCAGGAAGUUGACUUUUAAUGUACUGUUUUGGUUGAUCUCGUCGCUGUUCAGUUAUCUAAUUUACAAGUUUAAAAUGGGGCUUUUUGGAAAAACACAAGAGAAACCACCGAAGGACCUUAUCAAUGAAUGGUCUCUCAAAAUCAGAAAAGAAAUGAGGGUUAUUGACAGACAGAUUCGAGAUAUUCAAAGAGAGGAGGAGAAGGUGAAGAGAUCGAUCAAAGAAUCUGCAAAGAAGGGACAGAGAGAUGUCUGCAUCAUCCUCGCCAAAGAGAUGAUUCACUCAAAGAAAGCCAUCAACAAGCUGUAUGCCUCUAAAGCCCAAAUGAACUCUGUGCUGCUCAGUAUGAAGAAUCAGUUAUCUGUAUUAAGAGUGGCUGGUGCCAUGCAGAAGAGCACAGAAGUCAUGAAGGCCAUGCACAGCCUGGUUAAAAUCCCAGAGAUUCAAGCCACCAUGGCAGAACUCUCAAAAGAGAUGAUGAAGGCUGGAAUCAUAGAGGAGAUGCUGGAGGAUACACUGGAAGGGAUGGAUGACGAGGAGGAAAUGGAGGAAGCAGCAGAGGCUGAGGUUGAUAAGAUCCUCUUUGAGAUUACAGCUGGUGCGCUAGGAAAAGCACCCAGCAAAGUCACAGAUGCCCUGCCUGAACCAGUGCCGAUUGGAGCCACGGCAGCCUCAGAAGAGGAAGAGGAAGAAGAAGAAGAAGAUAUCGAGGGAAUGCAGUCCAGGCUAGCAGCACUGAGGAGCUAAAAGACCCGUUUUUUCUCCUUGAGCUCUAUAGGCAACAUAUCUUACUUCCUCUG
Molecule: messenger RNA, 833 nt
Organism: Carassius carassius (crucian carp)
Lineage: Eukaryota; Metazoa; Chordata; Actinopteri; Cypriniformes; Cyprinidae
Product: charged multivesicular body protein 3-like
Exons: 6
Coding region: 109-780 (223 amino acids)
Biological process (GO): endosome transport via multivesicular body sorting pathway; protein transport; late endosome to vacuole transport
Cellular component (GO): ESCRT III complex; multivesicular body
Source: RefSeq, a predicted model, not a curated record